UCCUCUUUUCUCUGGGAGGUUCAGUGUCCUCAUGACCUUGACAGGAGCUGCCUUAAACUCUGUUCAUUCACCUGGCAUCUACAGCCCUGAGCUAUCAGAGCCCCGAGAAGAUGCAGGUGCGCAUUGUGCUUGCUCUCAUCAGCUACUUGCUGGCUCCGAAUGGUGCUGCCAUCUUGGGGCGCUGUGUAGUGGCUAAGAAACUCUACGAUGGAGGCCUGGAUUAUUUUGAGGGUUACAGCCUUGAAAACUGGGUGUGCCUGGCUUAUUUUGAGAGCAAGUUCAAUCCCUCGGCUGUCUACGAGAAUUCACAAAGUGGUUACACUGGCUACGGCCUCUUUCAGAUCCGAGACAGCGAAUGGUGUGACCAUGGUAAGACCAUCUGCAGUGUGUCCUGCUCUGCUCUACUGAAUCCAAAUCUAAAGGAUACGAUUGAAUGUGUCAAGAAAAUUGUGAAAGGAAAACAAGGGCUGGGAGCAUGGCCCACCUGGUCCAGAAACUGCCAGCUGUCUGACACUCUGGGUCGGUGGCUGGACGGCUGCAAACUGUAG
Molecule: messenger RNA, 548 nt
Organism: Nannospalax galili (Upper Galilee mountains blind mole rat)
Lineage: Eukaryota; Metazoa; Chordata; Mammalia; Rodentia; Spalacidae
Gene: Lyzl4
Product: lysozyme like 4
Exons: 4
Coding region: 111-548 (145 amino acids)
Biological process (GO): fusion of sperm to egg plasma membrane involved in single fertilization
Cellular component (GO): acrosomal vesicle; sperm flagellum
Molecular function (GO): lysozyme activity
Source: RefSeq, a predicted model, not a curated record